Molecule: messenger RNA, 288 nt
Organism: Symbiodinium natans
Lineage: Eukaryota; Dinophyceae; Suessiales; Symbiodiniaceae
Source: the annotation of a GenBank genome assembly
AUGGCGGCAAUCGACCGGGUACUGCUUUCUCUUUUCAGUGGCGGUGGAUUGUGCGGGUGCUGCAAGCCGGAGACAUCAAACUCAGUGGCUAUGGACAUUCUGCAGCUGAAGUCCUACCAAGACGAGUGGGAUCGGACUCAACGCGCCAUAGAGCUGGCCAAGCGCGAGCAGGUGGCCAAGGAGGCUGAAAUCCGCCAGCGCGCGGCCAGCCGUGCCGCAGAGCUUUUGGCGGAGCGUGGCGACCUGGAGGAAACCAAAGCCGAGCCCGUCAUCACAAUGAAUUUGUAG